AUGCAUGGUAUACGAGUAUUCAUCAAUGUACCUCGUUGUUGUUGUGCACUUGACAUAGUACCCAGAAAGUGUACAUUUGUACCAAAUUCAAUGAGUUCGCUCUCAAUUGUAAGUCCAGAACGUAGAAUUGAAUUAAAUCCAUUCGAUGUUGAUGCAUGGAAUCUACUGCUUCGAGAGUCGCAGACUAGACCUAUUGAUCAAGUGCGUUCGUUUUACGAAAAGCUGGUGAAACAGUUUCCAAAUGCUGGCCGUUACUGGAAGGCAUAUAUUGACCAUGAACUCCGUGGCAAAAAUUACGAAAAUGUGGAAUCUUGCUAUGUUUUCUACGUACGGGAAACUAAGGGGCAUCUCUCGACAUUCAGGGAAAAGAUGGCACAAGCGUAUGAAUUUGCUUUGGAUAAAAUUGGUCUUGAUAUGCAUUCGUUUUCAGUUUAUUCUGAUUAUCUGUCAUUUCUGAAAUCUGCGCCUACAGUCGGACAAUAUGCGGAAAAUCAACGAAUUUCAGCUGUUCGUAAAAUUUAUCAGCGUGGUGUGGUCACACCAAUGGUAAAUAUCGAACAGUUGUGGGCUGAGUAUUGUGCUUACGAGAAGAGCAUCAAUGCCACAUUAGCGGAGAAGUUGAUAGCUGAACGGAAUAAAGAAUAUCAAGUCGCCAAGCGUAUUUCAAAAUCACUGGAGCAAAUUACUAGAGGAUUAAAUCGGCAGGCAGUAAGUGUACCACCACGAGGAACUGUAGCAGAAAUGAAGCAGCUUGAGAUGUGGCGAAAAUAUAUUCAGUGGGAAAAAAGCAAUCCACUAGACACAGAAGAAUAUGCCUAUUUUGCGAAAAGAGUAAUAUAUGCAUAUGAGCAAGCUUUACUAUGUCUUGGCUAUUAUCCUGAUGUGUGGUAUGAAGCAGCAUUAUUUCAACAACAAGCUGCUAAUGUUCUAGCCGAAAAGGGUGAUGUUAAAUUAGCGGCUGCAAUAAACAUGGAUAUAACCCAAUUAUUCGAACGUGCCAUCGGUGGUCUCUUGAAAGAAAGCCAACUUUUGUUUUUUGCAUAUGCUGAUUAUGAAGAAGAACGAAUGAAAUUCGACAGUGUUAAAGAAAUUUAUGAUCGGCUGCUGGCUAUUGAAUCAGCUGAUCCUACUCUGGCAUAUAUACAGCUGAUGAAGUUUAAAAGACGUACGGAAGGAGUUCAGUUUGCACGUGCAGUUUUUAAGCGUGCACGUCAAGAUUCACGCUGUAAAUUUCAUAUUUUCGUUGCUUCUGCUCUAAUGGAAUACUACUGCAGCAAGGACACAGAUAUUGCAAUACGUGUUUUUGAUAUGGGAUUGAAAAAAUAUGCCAAUGAGCCGGAAUAUGCUCUCGCUUAUGUUAAUUUUCUAUCACAUUUAAAUGAGGACAACAACACGCGCGUCAUUUUCGAACGAAUAUUAACCUCAGAAUCGAUGACACCAGAGAAAUCUAUUGAAAUCUGGGAUCGUUAUUUGGAAUUUGAGUCUCAUGUUGGGGACUUGUCAAGCAUUUUGAAAGUUGAUCAAAGACGACGUGAAGCACUGAAACACCAGUGUGAGGAUAUGCAAACGUUGUUAUUAAUUGAUAGAUAUAAAUUUUUGGAUUUGGUCCCAUGUACCAAUGAUCAGUUGAAAUUGAUGAGUUACUCGAAAAAAUUAGGACAAGUUUCAUCGUUGACUGGACGUGUCUCCAUCUCUGGAUCUGCUUCUUUGUCAUCAAAUGGCAUCCAAACAACUGCACAAAAUGUGAUUAGACCAACUAUAGCGGCAGGAGGGCCAUCAGUUGUAAUGGGAGGUGGUGUAAGUUUGGAAAUUUCUGGUUACCCAAGACCAGAUACAGAUCAAAUGAUACCGUUCAAGCCAAAGCUAACAGUAGCUGCUAGUUAUCAUCCAGUUCCUGGAGGUGUAUUUCCUCCACCGACUGCAGCUGCCCAAUUAAUGCAAAUGUUACCACCUCCAUGGAACUUUUUUGGUCCUUUUGUUUCAGUCGACUUAUUGAUGGAAAGUUUGACGAAUUUCAAUACUACUGGACCUCCAGUAGUCGAUCUUAAAGUAAAGGUCGAAAGCAGUGGCAAGUUUGGAAUUUAUCGGGUAGAAAAUAUCAAGAAGAGCUUUUACCAACUCUUAAAUAUGACUGCAGAUCCUAGCAUUGCUAUGGCAUUGAACGAUUAUCAACUGCAAAAUUCAACACCUGCACAAAGAAAGAGACGGUUUGUGGGUGAUGAUUCGGACAGUGAGGAUGAAGUUCCUCGUGCAUCUAAGGUCGUUAGAGAUAUUUAUCGAAGAAGAAUGAAUCAGAAAGUGCAUGAAUAAUU
Molecule: messenger RNA, 2312 nt
Organism: Thelazia callipaeda (thelaziosis nematode)
Lineage: Eukaryota; Metazoa; Nematoda; Chromadorea; Rhabditida; Thelaziidae
Source: the annotation of a GenBank genome assembly